Rhizoctonia solani is the source of this 1077-nucleotide messenger RNA. RefSeq names its product carbon-nitrogen hydrolase. Gene Ontology annotation, molecular function: catalytic activity. The record is from RefSeq and is a predicted model, not a curated record. Bases 1 to 1077 code for a protein of 358 amino acids. The transcript has 8 exons. Lineage: Eukaryota; Fungi; Basidiomycota; Agaricomycetes; Cantharellales; Ceratobasidiaceae.
AUGCCUGUCAACCUCACCCCUUCCAACGCUGACACCCGCACCUUCAAGGUCGCCGCUGUCCAGGCCGAGCCCGCCUGGCUCGACCUUGAAGGCUCUGUAAACAAGACGAUCAAGAUCAUCAACGAGGCCGCUUCCAACGGAGCAAAGAUCAUUGGCUUCCCCGAGGUAUUCAUUCCGGGAUAUCCGUGGACUCCAUGGGCACAGAACUUUGCGGUUGCCGCCCCGGUCCUCAAGGCAUACCAGGCGAACUCGCUCCCGUUGCACUCUCCGGAGAUGCAGCGCAUCCAAGAGGCCGUCAAGGCUGCAGGUGUUGAGGUUGUACUCGGCUUCUCUGAGCGGGACGCUGGGUCCCUUUACAUUGCUCAAGUCACGAUCACUUCUGACGGGCGGAUUGCUAACCAUCGCCGUAAGAUCAAGCCAACGCAUUAUGAAAAGACUAUUUACGGAGAUGGGUCGGCUCAAAGCGUAUUCAACGUAGUCCAGACCAAGUAUGGACGUCUAGGGAGCCUCAACUGCUGGGAACAUAUUCAACCCCGUAAGACCAUACUCAAGGCGCACUUCUACAGCCAGCACCCCCAAAUCUUUGUCGGAGGCUGGUGGCCGGCAUUCGCGCCUCACGAAGGCGGCUCUCCGUACAUCGUCUCUGGUGAAGCAUCAAGUAGGAUGACCCAGAUGGUCGCCAUGGAAGGCUCGGCGUUUGGAAUUGUUGGGUGCCAAGUCGUGAGCAAGGAAGGAGCAGAAAAAAUGAAGUUGACCGGCUUCCCUUGGUUCAAGUUCCCCGGAGAUGGCUCGCAGCUUGUAGAACCUGUCGACCCUGGAGUGGAGACCAUCUUGUAUGCAGAUAUUUCUCUGGAUAAAAUCGACGAAGUGAAGCUUGUUGCCGAUAAUCAGGGUAAUUACUCUCGUCAUGACUUGUUCCAUUUGGUGGUACACAAUAAAGGAGGACACAACUGGCAUGCGUCUACAUACGAAAAUGCCAAAGAGCAAGCGGCGGUAAACACGAUCCAUGGAGAGGUUAACAACCUUGUGUCGCUUGGGCUCAAGGCCGUAGAUGGCGACGAUGAAGAAUCCGCGUAG